Didymodactylos carnosus is the source of this 1194-nucleotide messenger RNA. Lineage: Eukaryota; Metazoa; Rotifera; Eurotatoria; Philodinida; Philodinidae. The record is from the annotation of a GenBank genome assembly.
AUGAAUCGUAAGCCUCAACGAGGAAAAGGCCGUGGCCGUGGUCGCGGGUCUAUUCGUAAUCAAAAUCAAAAUAACACUUUUUUGCAAGGUCAAGAUGAACGGGGUUUAUAUGCUGUUAAUUUACGUAUAUCACCUGUUACUCAUGGUAUCCUUAUUCAACAUUGUAAAUGGUUAACGUCCACAUUAGUCGGUAUAAACGCUUUUAAUCAUUAUUUUAAAUUAUUAGAACCCCUAAACGGUGAGACAUUUCCAGAUGUGUGGGAUGGUUAUUAUCAUAUAACAUUAGGAAAAUUCAGAUUCCCUGUAAAAGAACAUUAUGAAUUGCAAAAAAUGGAAGAAGACUUGAGAAAUGCUCUCAAUGAACUGGAAAAACAAAUAAAAAUUCAGGAAUGGCUACCCCAAACAUUUAUUGCUGAUGAACUUGAAAUUCAUUCGGGUGACAAUCGUAUUGAUGAUAUGGAAGGAAUUGACUUUGUUGUUUUGAAAGUUAACUGUGUAUCAACUGAUUUUCAAGAAAAAGUAAGACGUAUAAUGAACAAACUGCUAGAUACUAUUGUUGCUAAGGGAUGUAAAUGGGAAUCGGGAUUGACCAUUGAUAAUUAUAUUAAUCGUUUACAUGUUACUAUAAGAAAAUAUUCAGGAGAAAAUUCAUACUGGUCGAAAGAGCAAGUAGAAGCUAAAGCAUCUGAAUUAAAAUCACUAGUUAGGAAGAAUCCCAUUAAAUUUGAAUGUAAUGCGCUCGAUAUAGUUCAAGCUAGGCAACAAGGUAUUACAAGACGUCGAUUACAAGAUAAGAACUAUGAAUGGUGGUCUGGUGUAACUGAGUUAAUGGAAAAGGAUAGACAAAGUAAAACAAAAGGCAAGAAGGAUGAGAAUGAACCUAUGAUUUGUAGUGGUUGCGAUUAUAAUUUGACAAAAAAAUGGGAUGGAUAUUGUGUAAACUGUGCAAACUAUGAAAUAAAUAAACCGAUAUGGUCGACUGACAAACAACCUUUAACAUCAGCCUUAAAACCUUUUGUUUCAACACCUCUUGCUAUUCCAAAAAAGCUUGAACCUAGAACGUUGAAUAGACCACGUAGACAUUUAUCACUUGAUUUUAUCGUGCCUCUAUCAAAUGAAGAAGACUGGGAACUAGAAAAAAAGUGUAUUGACUCUAUUGUAGCUGUUGACGAACAAGAAGACUUAAGUGAUUAG